AUGUCCUCAACGACCACCAUCACUGUCGUAGCCACCGACAAGCAAAAGUCCGGAGCUUCACCUCGGGACGUGUGGGAGAAACAAAUAUCUGUGCUCCUCGACCAGGCCAACAAACACAAUAAGCCGUACAAGGCACAGUUCGGCCCCCACAACAUCACCAUCCACCCAACGGUCUACUCACCCGCAUACUUCCCCGAGACGUGGUGGUAUGGCACUCACCUUCCGGCCAUCGUCAACAAGGGCAGCUGGCUCGAGAUCGGCGUAGGUUCUGGGCUCGUGUCCCUGUGCAUCGCCAGUGCAGGAUCCAAGACGGUGUCGGGAGUCGACAUCAACCCCAACGCGGUCGAGUUCACGGCCAAUAACCUCCAGGCCAACGGCCUCAAGGGCAACUUCACCGUCAGUGACAUCUUUGAGAAGGUCGAGGGCAAGUUUGACUUCAUCUUCUGGAACCAUCCCUGGCAAUACGACUCGACCAUCCCGGACCAGCUCAAGUCGGAAAAGACACACGACUCUGAGUACAAGCUUCUGAGGAGGUUCGUCGCCGAGGCCAAGGACUACUUGACCGAGAAGGGCGUCAUCCUGCUGGGCACGUCGGCCUAUGCAAACCUUGACGCCAUCAAGACCAUCGCGCAGUCGAAUGGUUACAACCACAAGGAGCUGCUGAGGGGGCAAGAGCCCAUUGGCAAUCAUGUCGUGGAGGAGUACUAUGUUAUUGAGCUAUCAAAGUAA
Messenger RNA from Pyricularia oryzae 70-15, 729 nucleotides. Its product is annotated as protoporphyrinogen oxidase. The record is from RefSeq and is a predicted model, not a curated record. Gene Ontology annotation, cellular component: eRF1 methyltransferase complex. Gene Ontology annotation, molecular function: protein methyltransferase activity; S-adenosylmethionine-dependent methyltransferase activity. Bases 1 to 729 code for a protein of 242 amino acids. The transcript has a single exon. NCBI's taxonomy places the organism in Eukaryota, Fungi, Ascomycota, Sordariomycetes, Magnaporthales, Pyriculariaceae.